Messenger RNA from Vanderwaltozyma polyspora DSM 70294, 870 nucleotides. It is a transcript of the gene USB1, whose product is annotated as phosphoric diester hydrolase. Gene Ontology annotation, cellular component: nucleus. The coding region runs from base 1 to 870 and encodes 289 amino acids. Gene Ontology annotation, biological process: U6 snRNA 3'-end processing. The record is from RefSeq and is a predicted model, not a curated record. Gene Ontology annotation, molecular function: 3'-5'-RNA exonuclease activity. The transcript has a single exon. Lineage: Eukaryota; Fungi; Ascomycota; Saccharomycetes; Saccharomycetales; Saccharomycetaceae.
AUGGAUACCAUAGCUGCGAAUUAUAUUUCCAGUAGUGACAGUGAGGUUGAUAGUGAGCCAGAACAGAAAAGGGCUAAAAUCAGUGAUUCAACGGAGGAGCUCAAUAAGGAAGCAAAUUUAAAAUUGCCUACAGUUCCAUCGACAGUGUUGGACAAAUAUUACGUUAGCCCUAACAUUUUGAAAUACACAGAGGAGAUGUCUAAUUUGGUUGGGAUCAAAACUGGAUUUAGGACAGGUCAAUUCCGAAGUUUUAUUUUUUUAGAAUGGAGACCUACUAGCUUACAAAGACAACAACUAGUAAAAUCAAUUAAUCAAUUUAACGAGAAUUUGACCAAGACAAAGGGAUCAAACUUCAGAUUUGAUCCACUAUUCAUUUCAUCGUUGGGCUCACCAGAACCAUUGCAUGUAUCAUUAUCCAAAUCAAUAGUAUGCGAAUCUAUUACACAAAGAAAUUUAUUUUAUAGAGAAUUAAAGAAAGAAUUGCAAUCAGUGCAGAUUCAGCCAUUUACAUUAACAUUUACAAACAAACCGUUGGUUCUAACGGCAAAACAAGACAGUUCGAUGUUCCUAUGUCUAGAGGUCAACCGAUCCCACAGAACUAAAAUCUUGAAACCAAUACAAGAUGCAAUCAGUUCUGCAUUAGAGACCACAUUUUCAAAUCAAUCGGACAUCAUCAUGAACUUCCAAGUCUCAAAUGAAUAUCUACACAUGUCAAUAGCACAGAUGACAAAUUGCCCUCCUAGUUCAGCCAAUUUAAAAAGCUCUUCCAUCGAUUGGGAACCAUUCCAUGGACUCGAUGAGAUCAAAGUUCCUUGUAAAGAGGUCAAGUGUCUAAUAAAUAGACAACUCUAUUCCAUUCCAAUCUCGUGA